Messenger RNA from Fulvia fulva, 597 nucleotides. RefSeq lists its product as uncharacterized. Bases 1 to 597 code for a protein of 198 amino acids. NCBI's taxonomy places the organism in Eukaryota, Fungi, Ascomycota, Dothideomycetes, Mycosphaerellales, Mycosphaerellaceae. The transcript is spliced from 5 exons. The record is from RefSeq and is a predicted model, not a curated record.
AUGUUCUUCUCAACUGUCCUCGCCGGCUUGGCCGUCGCUGCCACCACAGUCGCUGCACAGGAGUGCACCACCCAGCGACGUAUCGACACCUCCGACCAGGUCGCCAUCGCCUACAAUGCUGAAGGCUUUGGAGCAUCAGCCGAAGCGUUCAAGCUUGUUCCAUGGGGCUCUCCAGACAGUGCCGGCACUUGCUUGACUACAAUCAUCCCUAACGGCCUUGGAUGUGCCAUUCCAGUUGCUACUACUGGUGCUGGAACAUACCAGUUUGCCGUCGAGACCCGCCAGGUUUUCAACCAAUUGAACGUGACCGAGAUCGUCCCAUUCAACAACGGCACUGUCCUCCUCAGCGUCGAGAUCCACAUUGGGGCCCGCGAGUUCGUUCCCAUUCCUGUCACCUUCCACGGCUACGUCUACAUGGACUACAACACGGACUGCCGUAUCUACUCCGCACGAGCCUACGCCGAUGUUCCCACCUCAGUCCUCAACAUGAUGAUUCCCGGCGGCACCCCAGGCCUUCCAGCCCCAGGACUCUUGCCCCUGUGCAAGAAUCUGCCAAUUGGUGGUCAAAAGAAGCGAGAGAUCUCUUUCGAGGCAUGA